CACGCUUCAUUGCAAUUCUCAAUAUUCCAUCACUAACGCCUUGCGCGUCUGAUUUUAUCUGGUUUUCGCAUAAUAUUUGAUAUUUCCAAUGCACUAUGAUAUGAUAUAUCCUCAAACAAAACUUCAAUUCCGCAAUACGUCGCAGUCAUGUCUCGAGCUCCUUCCGCCAUGCUUCCCUUCCUCUACCCUUUCCUGAAUUCGACUGUCUGUACGAGACCACUGGCACUCCGUGCUGCUCAGAAAUCCUUGCGAUGUCGUCGAUUGCAGAGUUCGGUUACCCGCUCCCAAUCCCCGCCUGAUCUCUCCCACCUCGACCCUGAGCCGUCCGAUUACUCGCGAUUCAUUUUUCAGGAUAAAUGCACAGUCACACUCGUCGCGGGUUCUGGAGGUCAUGGAUGCGUUUCCUUCCUGAGAGAAAAAUACAUAGAAGAAGGACCUCCCAAUGGAGGCGACGGCGGUAGCGGAGGAAGCAUCUACAUCCAAGCUGUCGACGGUCUUUCCAGCCUGCAUAAACUAGCCCGACAAGGUGUGAUUCGCGCCGGCCGAGGGAAAAGCGGACAGGGAAAGAGUCGAGGCGGAAAACGAGGUCAUGAUGUUCUCAUUCAGGUGCCAGUGGGAACAGUCAUUCGUGAAAUCGGCCGAUUCGACCCAGUGGAGGAAGGAGAGCUGAAAUUCCGAACUUGGAGGGCGUCAAUGUCAGAGGAAGAGGCCAUGGAAAUGACAGCGAAUCAACGAGAUCGCUUCGUGCUCUACCCCGGCUCACAGCCCUCGGAUUUCCUGACAACUGCAUUCCCUUCUCUCGGUCCGCCACGAAGACCGCAUAUUGCUGCAUCAGAGCCCGCGGCGCCGAUUCACUUGGACCUGUCAAAGAACAUGGCUGAGCCGAUGCUUCUAACUGCAGGCGCUGUGGGAGGAUUCGGUAACCCUCACUUUGUGUCUCGCGCCAAUCCGCGACCACGGUUUGCCACGAAAGGUGAAGGGGGUAUGACACUACACCUGGACUUUGAGCUCAAAUUAUUAGCCGAUGUCGGUCUUGUUGGCUUCCCCAAUGCUGGAAAGAGCACGUUACUUCGCUCACUUACCAACAGCCGAACACGAAUUGGAAACUGGGAGUUUACGACCCUGUCACCGAAUAUCGGCACGGUAGUUCUUGAUAACGGGAAGGGCAGGCCGCUGGUGGAAUCCUCUAAUAAGGAGAAUCCUCGCACUGGCUUUACUAUUGCCGAUAUUCCUGGUCUAGUCGAGGACGCUCACCUUGAUCGUGGACUUGGACUAGGCUUCCUACGACAUAUUGAGCGCGCCGGCAUUCUUGGGUUCGUCGUCGACCUCAGCUCCGGCAAUCCUAUCGAGACGCUGCAAAAGCUGUGGCAUGAGCUAGGCGAGUACGACAAGAUGCGUGACACGCAGCCUGAUGCUCCUGAUUCAGACCGGCGAGUCAAGUGGAGCCCUUCAGGGUUUGAGCCGACACCUAUGCUCGUUCAUGACGCCAGCAAACCCCAAAACAGCCUUCCACCGAUAGCGCUCCCGCCGAUAUAUCGAAAGCCGUGGUUUGUCAUUGCUACAAAGGCUGAUUUGCCGGGUACGCAGGAGAACUUCGUAGCUCUGCGUGAAUAUCUUGCGCAAGUGCAGCAAGGCGCCGUCGAGCACCCGAGUGGUAAUAAAGAUGCUUUUCGAGGGCGUCUGGCGGCAGUUCCGGUCAGCGCUAUCAAGGCAGAGGGUGUAAAAGGAAUCCCGAAUUUGAUCAUGAGCUUUCUUGAACAUCAUUGACCUAUUCACUGGCUGUAGAUACAAGAUGCAUGCCAUCGGAUGACGUUGGUGUGACAGGAUGUCUGGUGAUAUCAAUAUAUAUAUAGGUGGAUGUAAAAUAGAUUUGUAUAUUACUUGCUCGCUCUAAAUUUCAGUGCUACAUAUGUACAUGUAUAUAUGUA
Talaromyces proteolyticus is the source of this 1928-nucleotide messenger RNA. Its product is annotated as GTP-binding protein Obg. Gene Ontology annotation, molecular function: GTP binding; GTPase activity. The record is from RefSeq and is a predicted model, not a curated record. Gene Ontology annotation, cellular component: mitochondrion. NCBI's taxonomy places the organism in Eukaryota, Fungi, Ascomycota, Eurotiomycetes, Eurotiales, Trichocomaceae. The coding region runs from base 148 to 1767 and encodes 539 amino acids. The transcript has a single exon.